Molecule: messenger RNA, 5169 nt
Organism: Oryzias latipes (Japanese medaka)
Lineage: Eukaryota; Metazoa; Chordata; Actinopteri; Beloniformes; Adrianichthyidae
Gene: clcf1
Product: cardiotrophin-like cytokine factor 1
Biological process (GO): positive regulation of tyrosine phosphorylation of STAT protein; cell surface receptor signaling pathway
Cellular component (GO): extracellular region
Molecular function (GO): cytokine activity
Source: RefSeq, a predicted model, not a curated record
CUUUCUCUAACUCUAUAUUUUUCUCUCUUUUUUAUUUAGAAGCUAGCACCUGAAUUUAACCAGACCGCUUUAUUAAAACAGACACGAACGUUUUUUUUAUAUACAUAUAUAUUUUUUUUUUUUAUCGGCGCGGGACUUUACGCAUGAGGCCCAGACUCAGUCAGAGGAGUUUUACUAUUUCAUCUUUUUUGUUUUAGCACAAACACGGAUUUGUAAACCGUGACUGCUGAAGGUAAAUCGCGGUUGUUAAAAAAAUAAAAUGAAAAAGUUAGAUUAGCGAGGUGUACAACGCAAUUCUCAGAUCUUGACGCUUAUUUUUAAUAUGAAUAUUAGUUUUUUUCUCACCGUUUUUUAUUACUGUACAAUUUACUACACCGAUUUUAUGACGAAAUAUCGCAUUUAUGAUCUGUGUUUGUAAUUAUCUAAUUUUUCGUUAAAAAACGACAAUUAUAACAUCUUUUUAUUCCCAUUUAUUCUCCAUUUUUUAUUUUCUCUCUGAAAGUUUUUGAGUGUGCGUAACUCCUGGACCUUUUCCUUUGUUGUCCUGAAAAGGAUCCUUUCCGACUCGAUACCUUAUUAGCGGGAAGUAGAUUAAAGAUCAAACAGCUGAAGUCAAAACGUGUUCGUGGGGAUGAGGACGGGACAAGAGACAGGAAUGAGUUGUGACAAGUCCCGAGGUUCAGCGCCUCUGUCAAAGUUGCGCUCUGGUGCGUCAACCCGGUGAUUCACCAGCACCGAGGAGGAGGAAUAACCAGGAAAGAAGAAGAGACAGGGAUGAAAAGGAGGGCAGGAAAAUGAGUUAAAAGGAAGAAAAAAAGAGGAGGAGGUGGAGGAGGUACAAAAAGGCUCCGCAGUCUGUCACACAGACCACACAAGUGAGAGGAUCGUUUUUGCGUUUAAACCGAGAAAAGUUAUUUCAUUAAAAAGUUAUAAUAAUUGUAUAAAGGAUCAAGACAGAGCAUCAUCUGCAUUUUUCCAUCUUCCACCGAGCAGAAGGGAGCAGGUUUUUACUGAACACGUGAUGAAAAGUUUGUCUGUUCAAUCUGCAAGGAAGCUGUGAACGGAAUAAGAUGAAAUGCUUCAAGGGAGUCAAUCACCUGCUGGCAUUGCUACUGGCUGCUGCUGCGGCGUGGAGUGUGGAUGCUUUUCACAGCCUGGCCACUGAGAGGAAAUCCAUUGAGAGUACUUAUGAGCUGACCAAAUACUUGGAGUACCAGCUUAAGGAAAUUAAAGAUGUAUAUCUGACCUACCUGGGCCCUCCAUUCAACGAGAAGGACUUCUCUCCACCUCGCCCAAACAGCACAGCUCUGAGUCAGGCCAGUGCUGCCACUCAGCUGGAGCAGUGGCAUGGCCUGGAGAACCAGGCCCGGCUUGCCCAGAACCAGAGGGCUUAUUCUAUCUUGUUGGCAGCUGUCAGAGAGCUGGCCCGCUCCACUCUCUGCCCAUCGCUCAAGACCUCCCUGUUGCACUUCUGCAUGGGGCUGGAUGGGCUUCUGGGCUCAAUUUCUGCACUGAUGAACACCACACUCGGUUAUUCAUCAUUGUCUCCGUCUACAAAUGGUGGAAAUAUUGGUGCUGAGCUGCAAUCCUUGCAGGAAGGUGCCAUCCAACCAGCUCCACUUAUGAGCCACAGCCUGUACAGGUCAAGAACAAGCUCCAGAGCAGAAUUUGGUCAGCGAAGUAAUCCAAAAAAAAGUGGGGCAAAAGGGAUUAAACGAGAGAGGGAAGAUGGAGUCAAAGUGGACUUGCUGGAAAAAAGGAGAGGAAAAGAGGGGAGGGGAGGAGAGGAGAGCAUCGCAGGUGGGAGGAGUAGUCGAUUUAGAGAGAAGGGUAGAGGAAGAAGAGAUAAGAGGGAAGAGCCUGGGAGCAGAUUGGCUGAAAAAAAGACAGCAGGUGAGGAGGAAGCAGAGGAGCAAAAUGAAGAGGUGGAAAAAUGGGGAAUGCGGAGAAGGCUCCUGAGCUUUGAUAAGGAAGAAGAAGAAGAAGAAGAAAGGCAUCCUUUAUUCAAGGUUGAAGUGUCAUAUCAAGAAACAGGCAGGACGACAAACCAGCAAAACAACAAGAAUCAGUUUAGCUUCAACAUGAAUUCGCACCACCUGGACACUGUAAGGGAGGAAGAUGGAUUUAUCUUUGAAAGAAACAAGGGGUUACUGAUUGAGGACAAGAAGAAAACAGACACAGGUGUCAUCUCUUCCUCCUUCCAUCAUCAGCAGCAUCGACCCCCUCGCUCCAUCUUCUCUCCAACCCUGCAACCUCCAAUUUCCACCCUGUCUCUCCUGUACCAGUAUGGAAUCGGUGAGGGUCACACUCUCCUCCCCCAGAGUGUGCCUCUUUCUUUACAAAGGGGCACCUCCCUUCUUUCACCUCCAUUGAGUCCUCUCUUCCCUUCCUCCACCGUAUCAGCCUCCUCUUCGCUUCUGUCCGUGCAGCCAACCAUGAAUGACUUUGCCAGAAAGGUAGAAGGCUUCUGGAUACUGCGAGAGCUGCAGAGCUGGCUGUGGCGAUCAGCAAAGGACUUCAAUCGCCUCAAGAGGAGACUCAGAGGCUGAGACAUCUAGAAGCAAAUGGACUUCAGGACUCGUGAAACUCAUAAAAAUAGACUUUAACGCACCCAUGCACAAUGCAGUGAUUCAUGUUGGACUGGAAUUAAUGAAUGAAGGACCAGGACUUGCUAGAAUACAGACUCACAAAGCCGUGGCGUUACCAGCAGUGCCAGUGAUGCACACUGAGCGAAACUCACGGACACUUGGAGUCACGGCUCAUAGAUCAACAAAAAAAUCAUUCUGGAGGUGGCUAGACACACAUAGAGUCAAAGGUCAGGCCAUGCUACAGACACUGCAGCCAUUGAGCGAAAACAAUUUCAGUGACCUCAUAUGUGUGAAUCAGCAAACAUUCAUUUUCUCUAAAGGAAGAGGGAACAUUUUUCUGAAUGAAUAGAAGACAAAAGGAGAGGAAACGGAGCCGGAGGGGUGAUGAUGGCAGCAAGUAGAGACGAAAAGAGGUAUGAGUCAGGCGAUGGGGGCUGGAUGUAUUGCUGAGUAAAGACUAAUCAGGACUUACAGUAAUCCUACAGCACGUUGCACACAGUGAGCAGACACAAAGGUCAAAAACACCUGUUAUGGUAUUUUAUGCCAUAACUUACCAUUCACUACUAUCCUGCUCAAACCUUCCACUACCUGUUAAUCCUUCACUUUUGGGCAGUUUUAUAAUUAUUGCUGUUCUAUAGUAAAUCUUAUUUCCCCCUUAACCCAACUGUGAAAACUGAGCUUUAAUCUUUAAAAGACAUGUGAUAAUGAAAACUGCAUUUUUCGACAUGGAUAAUAAAUUCCAAAUGAUGAAUUAAUGCGUUAAACUUCCAUAGGAAUGAUAGAGGCUUCAGAUUUUUAAAACUACUUUAAAGAAAUAAUGUUUUUUAACUAGAUGAGAUUCUGACAGCUUUAAAAGUUCGGACUGGACCAGGCUAGCAUUUCUGGCUGAUGUCAAGCAUCAUUUUGAUAGCCAUACAAAGCACCACAGUUGCAGGACCUGUACUUAUUAUCGUAUUUUCCACACUAUAGGGCACAUUGGAUUAAAGGGUGCAUCAUCAGUGUUUUAUUUUGGUACUUAUGUUGUAUUAAAGGCGCACCAAACUAUAAGGCGCAUUAAGUGAGACAAAAGAGUCAGAGAUAAGUCCAUCAGUCAAUCCGAUUUUCUUAACUGUAUUCACAGUAGCUCUAGAACUGGUGUGCCACAUUAAAAAUGUUAGUGUAUUCACAUUACGACCAAAACAAACGCUGCUGUGGCUACCCUUUCUCCCAACCUUGUUCUUUAUAUGUCUACACAUUAUCUGCGUCAGCGUAUUUACAAAGCACCCAACCUUGUUCGCAACACGUAAAAAAACAGACUGACAUUUCAGAAUCACUUCAACAUCAGUGAGCACAACCAGAGUAAAUCCAGAUGUAAGGAACUCUGGAUUAAAAGGCGAUAGGUCUUUUUUUUAUUAAAAAAAAAAAAGAGGGCUUUUAAGUGUGAAAAAUAGGGUUCUAUGAACAAUAAUAUAUUAUAGAAAUAUAAAAAAGAUGAAGUGGGCAACUUAGUAUGAAUUAUUAUAGUCAGAGUUAAAAUACAAUACUGCAGAAUAAAAAAUCUAUUGAUAAAAUUCCAUUACAAGACCUUUUAAUAUUCUCUGUUGUAGAUACUGUGCAAUUGAAAUCAACAGUUAGAUUUUUUUGUGCCAUCCCAAGGCUCUCAGUGAGCAGAACACAGUGAAAUUUUAAAGACUCGACAUAGGGCCCUUUUUUUUACAUAUAAAGAGAAGCAAAGUCUGGAGCAGUGGUGACUUUGCUUGAAGGACGCAUCUUUCAACAAAACUGUGAUCAUCCGUUUCUCAGACAAAGUCCGUCUCCCUGCUGUGGCAGGUAGCCACAUACCAAAAAUCAAGCACAGCAUUACGUUCUUAGCCUUCUAUGUCAAAACGGCGUGUCGGAAAUUGUAGGUGGCGCCACCAAGACAGUCAAAUAUCCUGCCCACAUUGUGAAGUAAAAACAAAAUGCCCAAUACUGGUGCUGAGCACUGUUUAAAUGUAUUUACAGAAAAAAGUUCAUUUUACUGUAACAAUCUGAAAGUAUUCAUUCGUCAACACCCACAUAGCCAACCCAGAACCUCGGUGAGUCUGGACCUACUUACGCAAGUCGGAUGAGUCAAUCUGUGUAUAUAACCUAUAAACCACAGAGUAGCUCUCUUUGAAGCUUUCUCCUGAACGCCGAACAAAUAUCCGUUGGUCAAAAUGACAGGUACAUCUCCUAGAAAAGAGUGGCUGCAGGGAGCAUUAUGAUAACAUUCCACCUUAAAUAAUAUUCCCAGAGGGUUUGGUGUAUCCUUGCUGUCUUCAGACCAAAACAGAGUAGUUAGCCUUACAGGACACUACAUUUACAUGGCCACAAUGCAAAACGCUUCCUGUCUUCACAUCCCAUAAGUACAAUAAAUCAGACAUUGUGACCUUUUCUCCAAGUGAGUUCAAAGGUUUCUUAAACAGAAUAAAUCUGUUAGAAAUGUGCCUUAGAAAUUUUUGUUGAGAUUGUGGAUCAUAUUGACACUAUUUAUUGAACAAAAUUUGUAUUUAUUUUUUUUCCUGUGUGAAAAUACCGUAUUGUAACUUGAGAGAGAAUAAAUACAAGCUUUUGUACACAA